CAACACUGCUGUCAGGAGAAUUUUGUAAUAAUAAAAUAGCUUAAUUUUGAAAUUACCCCAUAACUCUGAGGCAGAGUGAGAGGCGGCCAGCGGUCUAAUACUUUCCCGUCUCUCGCACAGCGGUCCAUCCAAAUUCACAGCGGCAGAGUUCGCCCGUCGGCAUCAGCAGUCCACUCCAGACCAGUCACACAAUCACACAAUCACACCACCACCCAACCACCCCCACCACGUAACUAGAAUGGCCGGCUUUCCCGAGUACGCCCGUGGCGAGGAGACGGAGGUCAAUGGCUGGAUUCGCUUCGGCCUCCGGCUGGGCGUCAGUGCCGCCCUGCACCCGUUCGAGUACUCCAAGACGCUCAUCCAGCUGGGCUACGAGCCCAUCGCCGCGAUGCCCGGCAAGUCGCUGCUGGGCAAGCCGAUCAUGAAGCUGCCGAAUAUCUUCCAGUACGCUGGCCACAUUCGGAAGAUCGAUGGCUUCUACGGCUGCUACCGCGGACUGGCCCCCAAACUGGUGGGCUCCCUCGUGGCCAUGGUGGUGAGCGAGCGGGUGGCCGACAAACUGGGCCUGGAGCAGCCGGAGGAGAUCAAGGACGACUCACAGCUCAGCGAGGAGGAGAUGUACGUCCAGUUCAAGUCGAGUCUGAAGCGGGACAUUGUGCUGACGGUGAGCGGAAUCGUGGCCUCGCAUCCCUUCCACGUGAUCUCGCUGCGCAUGAUGGCGCAGUUCGUGGGCCGCGAGACCCUGUACACCUCCAUCGUGGGCUCCGUGGCGGAGAUCUGGAAGACUGAGGGAAUCGCGGGCUUCUUCGCCGGCCUGGUGCCCAAGCUGCUGUGCGACGUGGCCUGCCUGGUGCUGAGCAGCUCCACCAUCUACAUACUGAACAAAUACGUCAUCAAGGACAAGCUGGGCAGGCAGUACAAUGCCGGCUUCACGCAGUUUGCCGUGUCCAGCCUGCUGUAUCCGCUGCAGGUGGUCUCCACCUGCUCGGCGGUCAGUGGCUCUCGCCUCAUGGCCGGCCAACCGCCCAUUAUGCCGGCCUACAAGAACUGGGUGGACUGUUGGAACGACCUGCAGAUUCGCGGUGAGCUCAAGCGCGGCAGCUCUCUUUUCUGGCGGUCCCAAGCGAUCAGCUCUCCGGUUAUAGCCACUUCCUUUGCGCCCCUGCCCAAGCUGGCGCGCUAUCAGUAGGCGCCGGCGCCGCGACUGAACAACGACCACGAACUGGCCAUGGCCCUGGAGUCCGCACUUCAACUGCCUAGCUGUGUUUGCCCUGCAUUUCAAUGGUGCUUCGACGACGAUGACGACGAGCUCCACAUCCCAAGACAACUGCAUUUGUUCUUCUGUCUCCACAAACCCAGCCACAAUAUUCCGUUAAUACAAGAUUACAUCUCUACGUGUUGAAGUGUCUGCAUUCCCAUCGUGGUCGCUUGGUUCUGCGCACUGCACUCUUCGCGCAGUUUCCUUUUUCUUUCAGGCUCCCACUAGCACACAAUUCUUUAGCAAAGAAAUAGUUGAGCUAAAGCUUUUCCCAAUCCUCCGCAGUCGGCGGCAUGAUUCUUGUUACUGUUUUACUGCAACAUUUUGAAAAUAAAUCGUUUUGCCCUACCAGUGGAAUG
Drosophila takahashii is the source of this 1617-nucleotide messenger RNA. It is a transcript of the gene Mtch, whose product is annotated as Mitochondrial carrier homolog 1. The record is from RefSeq and is a predicted model, not a curated record. Lineage: Eukaryota; Metazoa; Arthropoda; Insecta; Diptera; Drosophilidae.